Molecule: messenger RNA, 617 nt
Organism: Sitodiplosis mosellana (orange wheat blossom midge)
Lineage: Eukaryota; Metazoa; Arthropoda; Insecta; Diptera; Cecidomyiidae
Product: anaphase-promoting complex subunit 13
Exons: 3
Coding region: 272-514 (80 amino acids)
Biological process (GO): protein K11-linked ubiquitination
Cellular component (GO): anaphase-promoting complex
Source: RefSeq, a predicted model, not a curated record
AGAGAGAGAGAGAGAGAGAGAGAGAGAAAGUCAAAACUGACAUUUUCAUACCAUCACACAAAGAACAACUGUUUUUUUUCUCGCAAGAGAUUCAGACAAUCCGAAUCACUUAUCGUUUUUUGUUCCCAUUUCGAUAAAAAAAUAAAAAAAAAUAAAAGAACACAAACGACAUUUAAAACAAGAACGAAUUUUCUAGAGCUAGAUAAAGCGCGAAAAUUAAUACAUCGCAGUCACAUGCAAACAUUCAUACAGCUGUGAAUACAACUAGAGAAUGGAUAGUCAGCCACCACUUGAUGAUCAUUUGGCCGAUAUUGUAGACGACGAGUGGCGUCAAGAGCAGCUACCACACGAACAAAUUUGGGUACCAUCGGAAAAAUUACCAGAUCCCGAAGCGGACAACGGUGACUCGCAUCUUACUUUAUUGGAGCAGGAACAACGAUGGACCGAUCUUUCGCUCGCUAAUCUAACACCGGAAUUGACAAUGACCGAUCAAAUCAACAUUUCUUCCUCAUAAGCUCCGCCAUCAUUGUUAAUUUGGUGUUCCGAUGUGAAAAAGAAAAAAAAUAAACCGAAUAAAAAACCAAAACAAACAUAUUUACAACAACAACAAAAAAGAA